Molecule: messenger RNA, 2157 nt
Organism: Numida meleagris (helmeted guineafowl)
Lineage: Eukaryota; Metazoa; Chordata; Aves; Galliformes; Numididae
Gene: IL18RAP
Product: interleukin 18 receptor accessory protein
Exons: 11
Coding region: 76-1845 (589 amino acids)
Biological process (GO): interleukin-18-mediated signaling pathway
Molecular function (GO): interleukin-18 receptor activity; interleukin-1 receptor activity
Source: RefSeq, a predicted model, not a curated record
GAAACAGUCUCAACAGUGUUCAGCUAAACCUAACCACAAUUCGUACCAUGUAGUGUAAGAUGUGCAGAAAGCAAGAUGAUUCUUGAAGAAAAUGUCUCAGAAUACCAACCAAAAUUGAUAAAGAAGAUGAUGCUCACUUUUUACUGGAUUCUAGCAUUGUUUGUCACUGGAACAGAAGUUAGAGGGAUUAAUUUGCCAGGAUGUGUCCAUGUAAAGCCUCAAGUAUGGUAUCGUGCAAUUAGUGAUGAAGAGUUUGUUUUACAGUGCGCUUUGCCAGAUAAAGACGCUACCAACAUUUAUAACAACUCAGUUCUAAAGCAACAUGAGGUGAAAUGGUUCUGGAGUCAGAAAGACAAAGGACAUCUUAAAGCUGUCAAGGAAAGUUCUAACAUUACUCUGCAAGGGGAUGCACUUUGGUUUAAACCAGUAAGGGAUAAUGCUUCUGGAAUCUACACUUGUGUGAUACGUGAAAAAAUCCCAUGUCUGAAAAUUGUUCUGGAGGUUCAAACAAAGGCAGAGGCAAAAUGUUCAGGCUAUGGUACAAACACACUGUAUUUUCUUGCUGGCAAUGGGAAUUCGAUAGCUUGUCCUGGGACAAAAUGCUACAGCCAUAUAAAUAAAGGAGCUGUAAGAUGGUACAAGGAUGGUCGUCAGGUAGAACACAGGGAAAACAGGAAAAGCCUAAAGCUUAUGGGUAAUGAAAUCUACUUGAAAACAACCUAUGUUCAAGAUGCUGGAAUAUAUGUAUGUGAUUACACCUUAUUUGACAACACUACUCAAUGGACAAUGAGAACAGCAGUUACAGUAGAAGUCAUUGCGAAAAACACUAUCCACCCACCAAACAUCUUGCAUCCCAGUGGUGUGGCGAUCCUCGAAGCAGAGCUUGGAAAGCCCCUUGAACUGGAAUGCCGUGUACAGUUUGGGUUUGAAAGAGGUUCUCUUAUGAGAGUAACAUGGAAAAGAGACAACAAAGAAAAUAUAAACGAGAAAUUGAACGAGGAAAUAAGUGAUUGUCCAAGAUGUUUAAAGGGACAUGUACUUCGUCAUGUUGCUAAACUGGAAGAAGUUACUGAGAGGGACCUCAGAAGCAACUUCAUCUGCUUUGCUCAAAACUCUGUGGGGAAUGCUACCGCUGUGAUCCAACUGAGAAAAAAACAGAGAGUGUUUUUCUUGUACAUACUGUGCAGUGCCAUUUCUAUUCUCUUUGCAUUGCUUUUGUGCACUGCCUUUAUUUACCAGCACUGGAUUGAAAUAGUGCUGAUGUACCGAAGCUAUCUGGCCCACAAUGAAACGACAGGAGAUGGCAAAGAAUUUGAUGCCUUUGUGUCCUAUGCAAAAACAAACUCUUCUGAAAGUGAUUCUGCUUUCAUUAGUGAGGAAAAAUUUGCCCUGGAGAUCCUCCCAGACAUACUUGAAAACAAAUACGGAUACAAAUUAUGCAUUCUUGAAAGAGAUGUUCUUCCAGGAGGAGCAUACACAGAUGAAGUUGUUACAGCUAUUAGACAAAGUAGAAGAACAAUAAUUAUUCUGAGCCCAGCCUAUGUCAAUGGACCAAACAUCUUUGAACUGCAGGCAGCGGUGAACUGUGCACUGGAAGACAAAAAGAUCAAACUGGUUUUAAUAAAGUUCCAGGCUUUCCAAGAGCCAGAGACUUUGCCUCCAGUAGUUAAGAAGGCUCUUCGGAUUUUACCAGUCAUUACCUGGAAGCCUUCUAUUUCUGCUGCUCCAAACAAGAAGUUCUGGAAAUACAUCCAUUACCACAUGCCCGUGAAUACCACUAAGGUGUUGGGAAAUUGCAACCUAAAGGGCUUUUUCCAAAGAUUAUUCAGCCUGGUACAUCGAUAACAUACAUUUCGAAGAGGGAUGACAGCAAUCUCAGGAGUGGUGAAAAUUGUUAAACACCAUUUUUUUUACAUCAGCAGACCACUCUGGACUGUCACUUCAGCCAGUGAUAUCUCACUCUACGACAGUGAGAAGAGCUGCAGAGCGAACGUGCACACAGCAAAACUAAGUGGCACUUCACACACGUGUAAAUGUGAGCUAUGUUUAGUAAAUUAUUAUUAGGAUAUUUAUUAUGUUGGUUUGCAAUGAUGUUGAGACAUGUGAAUGUUUUUCUCUUUGCACUGUAUUUCUGUUGAAGCAUUUUAAUACUUUUUU